This is a messenger RNA of Linum trigynum, 5324 nucleotides long. The record is from the annotation of a GenBank genome assembly. NCBI's taxonomy places the organism in Eukaryota, Viridiplantae, Streptophyta, Magnoliopsida, Malpighiales, Linaceae.
CUUAAAGUCUAUGUGAACCAAACUAGUAAUUUUGCUACAACUUUAUUAUACUAUACACAUCAUAAUUAUCCAUAAUUUAAGGGAUAAUUUAAACAAUAUGGAUUGAAUUGAUGUUUACUCCUUUUUUUCAUCACAUAUAUUUGUGUGUUGUUAACAUCCUGUUGGGAGGGAAAGGGAGGGGACAAAAUGGGCAAUGUUGAGUUUCUAAGCAAAGUUCUCCAUAUACCACAUAACAUAAACAAGGCAAAGAGGGGACAUGUUUUCUUGUUUGGAUCCUAUAUCCUAUAAUAAUAAUUUAUUAAAAUAAUAAUUACAAUCCAUAUAAUAUAUAUACAGGUUGUUGGUGAGAGUUUGAAUUGUUUAAUAGAAUUUUCUAUGGAGACAACAUUUGAACUUUUUUUUAUAAUUUAUGUCUUAAUAUAAUAGUUAAUAACUAUAAGUUUUAACACCAUGUACAAUAUGACAUUUUAAUCCAUCGAAGAGUGGUGGAGAUGGCAAAGACCUAAAUUUAAAUUCCACGAGUUCCGAUUAAAAUUUUGGCUGUCUUCAUAUAAACAGAGUUGAUGUAUGAUGUAUCCAUUGUAACUAUUUCUAUAAAUUUAUCGAAUAUUCAUAGAAAUCAAAUUUAUCGUUUUUUACUGAUUUCUCACGGCAGAAAUAUGAUGUUUUGGUACAUUCCUCAAGUUUUGCCUAGUACACGAUGAUUAAUUUAUGCCUCAAAGAAGGCAUUAUGAUAUGGGGCAGUACCCGCACUAGAAAAAUAUAUGUGUUUCGAGCCAUUUAGGAAUGUGUACAAGUUAACUAGAAUCGAUGUCAGGACCCACAUAAGAGCGAUAUGAAAGAUCUUAGCAACAGACAGAGUGAAUUCUUAGGACAGAAGCCAUCGAAAUAUCUCGUCCUCAUCACACACACUUUGCAAAUGCAUGAAAUUCAUAAUACAUGAUUUUUCGUACGCAACUAUAUGAAUUAUCAAUAACCACGUAUUCUCAAAAUUACCAGAGACAGUUUCUCGUCGUCAACCGAUCCCAGGAAAGAAAUAAAUCCUCGAAACAUAAGAGCAAUUGUGUAGAAAUCCGAAAUCGAAAAGUUGGUGAUUGAUAACGAACUUCAUCAUCCUCUUCACAAUUUGGAAUACCAUCUUUUGUGUAUUAUGAGUAGAAUGUUCGUCAAUAUUAAUUAACAAACGAGAUGGUGAUCAGCACGAUGCUAAUGGAACGAACGACUAAAUCAUUAGAGAGCAUAUCGGCCGCAGCCUAAGCAACAGUCUUCAGCACGAGCAGGGCAGCAGCAGAAUCGCCGGAAAACAGAGGGUGGGGAAAAAGUUUCAAUUUGGGCGGCAAAAGAGAAAGAGACAUCUUCUUCCUCUCAACUGUGGUUCCCGCUUCAACGGGGAAACCAUUAAUAGCAAACCAAACUAAACUACUCUUCUUCCCCCCUCUAAUUCUAGAGAGAGAGAGAGAGAGAGAGAGGAAGAGAUAGAAAGAGAAACGGGUCGGGGAAAAGUGGAGCAACGAUGCAGACACCCUAUCUACUGUUGCCUCCACCUUGUCCCCUGCCUCUCCCUCCUCUGUUUUUCUUCCUUUUUCUCUUUAUUGUUUGCGAAUUCCUCCCAAAAAAAGCCCCAACUCUGUCUCCUUAAAUUCACAAACCGCUUCUCCCUUUCUUUCUGCACCGAUCUCACUCCACUGCCCACUUGGAACCAGAAGAAGAAGAAAAAACAGGGUAAAUUUUAUUUUCCCCCAUGGAGCUUCAGCUGGGUCUCGCUCUUCCCACCUCCAAUAACAAAUCCAACAACAGAUUGAACUUCGGUAAUGAUAAUAACGAUGUGGGUAGUUACACAAACGACGAGGUGAUCGUACAAUCAUGGCUUCCGGUCGCCAACAAUGGUGGUGGAACAGAGUGUUCUGCUGUCAACAGCAGGAAACGCCGCCGUUUCAUCGAGUCUUUCGAGGAUGAUCAUAUUCCCAUCAAUCUCAAAACGCUACCCUUAUUGCAAUUGGCCGGCGGCAGCGACGACAACGACGAUAAUUGCUCUGUAGUUCUCAACAAAAUUGAGACUGAGGAUGAAGAAGAAGGAGAUGACAACGACGGCGAAGGGAUUGUGGGGUGGCCGCCGAUUAGUUUCCGGCGGAAGAAGAAGAAGAAGAUGUGGAAUCACAGAGAUCAACUGAUGAUGAUGAUGAUCGUCGAUGGGUCUUCUCCUUCUUCCGAGGAAUGUGGAGAGGGACCCACGUCAAUGUACGUGAAGGUGACGAUGGACGGCAUCGGGAUCGGAAGGAAAGUUGAUCUUGCAGUUCACGAUUCCUUCCCUUCCCUUCGACGGCAACUCUUCGCUAUGUUCGGAUUACCGGAAGAGAAUCCCUGGGACGGCGGCGCCGGCGCCGGCGAGUAUCAGCUUACGUAUCAGGAUUCUGAAGGCGACUGGCUAUUAGCUGACGACAUCUCCUGGAGGAGCUUUAUGGGGUCUGUGCAGCGAUUGAGGCUGAUGAGGAGCAGCAGCAGCAGUGGCAGCAGCUAAGUGGAUGAAGAUAUAGAUAGAUAGAUCGACCUCUAGGGUCAAGAUUUGGUCAAACUUUUGCUCACAGUAGUUUCUGAUAGGGGUGGCAAUUUGGUCCAGAACUGUUUGGUUUUACUCGAAACCGGACCGUAUAACCCGGACUGGGACCGGAUAGCAAACAAUUCAAUCUCAUAUUCGGGCUUAGAUUUGAGGUAAAAAAACCCGGAUAAAGACCCCAACACUCAAAUCCCCACAAGCUCAAUAUAAAAUCAAAAUGAAAUUGGGACUGGACCGGGUCAAGACCGGAGUGUAUCCAAUCCAAUCUUUGGUCCUUAUAUUCCCGAAAAGACCGGACUGGGACCGGAUCAAUUUGGUCCAGUUUAACUGAACCGGACCGUAUAGCCACCCUAGUUUCUGAUCCCUAGUUAGAAAAUGAAGGUUGGGAUUUUUUUUUGGGUUUUUUUUUUGUUAUUUGGAGCUCUCUCCAUGUAGUGCUGCAAACCCAAGUGUGUGUAUAGAUUAUGUAGUCUAAUUUGUAUGGGAUUAUUGUACAAAAAUCUAAUAAAUAUAUAAUUAUAUGAAUUAGAAGCCAUCAAGUACGAGUAGUAUUAGUAUUAGUAUUGGUCUUGAAUUUGAAGGUCUUAAGUUUAACUUUCUCUUAAGUUAGCAAGGACGUGUUCAUUUAGGAAAUCCAUGAGGAUAAUAAAUGGUUUGAAUUAUUUUAUAGUUUGAUCAGUCACGAUUCACUUUCGGACGUUUGUAAUACUUCUCCUUCUACUCUCCGAUUGGAGAUGUUUGAAUCGCUUUUGGCUACAGAAGAAUGUCGGCAUGCGACUUUUUUAUCGAGUUAGAAUAAUAAUAUUGGUAUACAUAGUAAAAAGUCCAUUUUGUAGUUGUGCACGUAAAGUACUCGUAUAUGUAGUAAUGAAUGUGUGUUAAGACUCUCGUUCUCGUUCUAUUUGUCGAGCUGUUUUAUUUUUCUUGUUUGUUUGAUACUUCACGAAUUUAACAAAUAUAAAAUGCAUUUAAAACACAUAUUUUUAAAAAAAUAUAUAAUAUACUAUAUUUAUGUUUGAUUUAAAUUACAUUUUGUAACGUUCCAUAAAUAAUAACUGAUACCAAACUUGUAACCGUACUAUUUAGUUUAAGUUAAUGUACACAGUCUCGUAUAGUAUCAUAACAUGCUCUUGCGUAUCAUUAUCUUAACCCAGCUAAAAAGGAUAUAAAAUCUUGGAUGACUUUCUUUUUUACCAUUUUUUUCUAAUAGGACAGUCCAAUUAAGGGCUAUCCUUCCAAAAAUAGACGAUAUGCCGCUUUAAGCAGGGCACACAAUAUUUUUGUAUUAAAAGGCGGAAGAAUAGUUUGCUAUGUGCUCACUGUAAGGCUGAGUCUGGGAUGAUUAUUGAAUACUAGUUUUCCUAAUUAUCAACCCAAGGGCCAAGGGUUGAGUAUACGAAAGCAAUAAGUUCUGCUAGAUUAGUUAGGCUAGGCUUGAAGCCCAUUACAAUUAAUCAAAGUCCAUAACGUAAAUCAUAAUAUAGCCCAGCUAUAUUAAGCCCACAUAUUUUUAGCAUAUAACUUUUUAGCGUAGGUGUAAGAUUUUGUGCCAUUCAAUACGGUUAAAUGCAUGGCGUGUCAUUUAAGUAUAACUGUAUAAGGGAUGUUGUACACUAAUUAGUUAAUUUAUUUUUGUUACAAUUAAAAACAAAACAAAUUGACUUUCUGUUACAACUAAACCAUAAAAAUUGAAUUCUGGUUUCACCACUAUAAUUUAUGUCCACAAAUUUAACCAAGUGAAAAUUAUUGUCCUACCACUUUGAAGAAAAUAAAAUAUAAAUAAUCAUUUUGCACAAAUGCUGAACUUACAUGACCAUUUCUGAAUAAUUACCUCUUUCUGCUUCCUUCACCAAUUGCAAGUCACAUGUACAAAAAUUUGAAUAGAUAGCACUUAGCAGCAACGCAAGUUCCCGUGGGAAACCCUAAUAGGUACCUGCGGAAGUAGAAGAGUCUCUCCAAAUCCCAAUUUUAUAUCCUCCUUUCAAAGUGCUUGUCUUCCGAGUUGGUGAUCUGAAAACUCGAAUUUGGAUGUGGCAAAUUGGAUUUCGGAUUAGAAAAUUAAGAGUUUUGAUCGUACCAACAGUCAAAGUUUUUUUUAUAACCCAGGGAACCUCUGUCCCACGUGCUGCUUGAGCGACAACGGGGCCUACUAAACCACUGGGGGUACCUGCAUACUAACCCGGGCUUUCUGCUAUCAACAUCGGGGAGGCUUCGCCUCCGAUACCUAGGGUGCCGCCGGGAACGCUCAAGUGGUGCCACUAGGAAUCGAACUCAGGACCUCCCACAUCCAGAGCUCAAUUGGUCUAGGCUAUGUUACCUUUGGCAAAGUUAAUAACGUUAAUGAAAAUGAAGCUUUGUGUUUGAAUUGUUAUAUUGAAUAGUUGAAGAUAUUUUUUUUAUAGUUCAAAGUGUUGUAGUGAAAUCUAACUCUAUUAAUAACAAUAUUAUUGCUAGCCAUUUUAGGGAGUUGGGCAGCCAGUUAGGGGUUGACUAGCAUUAAUAACAAUAUCAUCCUAACUUCUAGUAGUGAGUUGUAUAAUGACUAGUAUUAUAGUGUGUGGUCAGUGGUGGAGAUGGGGUGAGUAGGGGUGUUCAAACGGUUUGGUUACCGUGGUAACCGUUUUAACCGGUACUAUUUGGAUAAUUUGGUUUGGUUAAUUUGGAUAAUUGGUUUGGUUUGGUUAAAGUUUUUAGCUUGUUUGGUUUAGGUGGUUUGGUUUGGUUUCAGACACUCCUAACCAGUCAAACCAAAUUAACCAGUUAAGUAAUU